GAGUAAGAAAAACACACGGCGAUUUGAACAUUUCAAAACUAGCAAUGCCCGGACUCUCUCAGUGUCACCAUACUGAAAGCUUUGAUGAUGCUUACCUGAGGUGACUCCGUUGAUAAUGUUUCAUGGGCAUUCAACUACCGCAGAAACACAAGAAGUUGUCAGUUCUUUUAGCGGGGAUUUGCGGUAAACAGCAAAAAUGCCGCCAAGUUCAGGAGAAUUAUGGGGACAUCAUUUGAUGCCGUUACAAAUUCAUGUGGAUUGUCUAAUGCCGACUGGAAUUCUUUUACCGCUAAGAUGUAAUCGUGAUGCUACAAUGGAGAGAAUCAAAAGUGACUUAUGGGCGGAGGCAAAGCGUUGGCCCUUGUUCAGUAAACUGUUGGACCCUUCAUCCUAUAUUUUUGUUGGCAUUACACAAGACGCUGAGCGGGAGGAGUUUUAUGAUGAAACAAGACGGUUGUGUGAUUUAAGAUUGUUUCAACCUAUCCUGAAAGUGGUGGAGCCCAAGGGUAACAGAGAAGAAAAGAUGCAAAAUUAUACAAUAGGAAUGACUGUGGGUAUUCCAGUAAAUGAAUUUAAUGAAAUGAAAGAACUAGAGGUCAUGACCUUUCGCCGGAAUAUUCUCAAAGUGUGUAAGGAAGCUGUUGAAGAUCGUAAACGUAACGGCAAACAUAGUCUAGCACUAUAUACAUACCCGCCAGACGUAGAAUCUUCCGCAAAACUUCCAUCUCAUUUAGAGCAGAAACUCCAACAAACAAAUAAACAUAUAUAUGUAUGUAUUUGGGUUGUGCAGCAAGACAAAAGUCGCAAUAAAUACACUGUUAAACUACCUCAUACUGCUAAACCAAAUGACGUUAUUGCCGAGACUAUACGACGGCGUAGUAGGAAUAUGGGAAGGAACAAGGAAGAAAUAGAACGAUGUAUAGAGGGGUUUUCGCAUACCUAUGUCCUUAAAGUAUGUGGCUGUGAUCAGUUCCUGUUUGAGGGUUAUCCCAUUAGUCAGUACAGGUUUAUACGUGAUUGCAUUGCUGGAGGCGUUAUUCCACAGUUAAUGCUCUUGAAAAAAGAAAAUGUCCAUGAUGCUCUAAGAGAUACUCCAUUUCAUGUGCCAUCAUAUGUUCAAAGAGGUGUUCAAGCUCUGACAGAUAUAAAUAACAAACAGACAUUGUCACUUCUAGAAAUGAAUGUCAACUUUAAGAUAAAAAUCCAUUGUGCAACAUACGUAAAUGUCAAAGAAAAAGGCAAUAUUUAUGUAAAAGCUGGCCUUUACCAUGGUACAGAGCCUCUAUGUGAGGUUAAACAAACGAAGGAAGUUGACAAUACAAAUCCACGCUGGAAUCAAUGGCUGGAGUUUUUAUAUUUACCUGACAUUCCACGAAGCUCUAAGAUCUGCUUUUCCAUCUGUUCUGUGUCCAAGAAAAAGAAUAAAAAGACACAUUAUGCAUUGGCUUGGGGAAAUCUUCAGGUGUUCGAUUUUAACAACAGACUUUUGAAUGAUAAAUUUAGUCUUCACCUGUGGUCCUUGCCACAUGGUCUUGAUGAGACAUUAAAUCCUAUAGGUAUACCGGGUUCAAAUCCUGACAGAGACUGUCCCUGUUUAGAGAUUGAGUUUGAAAAAUUUAGUCCUACUCUGUCAUACCCUCCUGACAGUCAGUUAGAGGAAUUAGCAAUGUAUGCUACAAACAGAGAUAGAGGACAGUCUUCCAUGGCUUUGCAAGCAGAUGACUGGAGAUUGGAAGAAUCUCAGCUAAUGGAGAUCAUCAGUCGAGAUCCACUGUAUGAAAUCUCCGAGCAGGAAAAGGAACUCUUGUGGAAAAGAAGAGAUUACUGUUUGCAUCAACCUAACUCAUUACCAAAGCUCCUUAGUGCAAUAAAGUGGAAUGAGAGGGAAAAUGUCGCUCAGCUAUACAUGUUGUUAAAGCAAUGGCCAACAGUUACCCCAGAAGUUGCAUUACAACUGUUAGACUGUUCAUUUACUGAUCUGAAAAUUCGACAGUUUGCCGUACACUGUCUUGAGAUUGGCAUGGCUGAUGAUAAACUGCAGCAGUAUCUUUUACAGUUUGUACAAGCAUUGAAGUUUGAGCCCUAUCUGGACAAUCCAGUUGCGAGAUUCCUACUCAAGAGGUCUUUAAUGAACCAGCGUAUUGGACAGAAACUGUUCUGGCAAUUAAAAUCUGAACUGCAUCACAAAGCAACAAGAGUCCGGUUUGGACUUAUACUGGAAGCAUUAUGUCGUAGUUGUGGACCAUUCUUACAGACAUUGUCAAAACAAGUAGAAGCAAUUGAGAAAAUGACCAAGCUCACUAAUAUGUUGAAAUAUGAUGUAAAAGAGGAUAAAAUAGAACAAAUGAAGUGCCUACAUGACCAGCUCCAGCAGCCAGAUUAUCAGGAAUGUCUGCAGAGUUUUACCUCUCCUCUCAACAGUAGUCACAGACUAGGACUGCUGAGUGCGGAAGAAUGUGAAGUAAAGAUGUCCAAGAAACGACCUCUGUGGAUGGUGUGGCGUAACCCAGACGAUCUGGCAGAUCUUUGGUACCAAACUUAUACAAUUCUCUUCAAGAAUGGCGAUGAUUUACGGCAAGACAUGCUGACAUUACAGGUGAUAAGCGUAAUGGACAGCAUUUGGAAAUCAGAGGGUUUUGAUCUCAGACUGACACCAUAUUGUUGCCUAGCAACUGGACAGGAUGUGGGUCUAAUAGAAGCUGUAAGAGAUUCUACAACAAUCAUGAAAAUCCAGGAGAAGGGCGGGGCUAAGGCAACUUGGCAAAUUGGAGGUGCUAAAGCCUUACAUAGUUGGAUUAAACAGCAAAAUGCAGACAGGUAUGAGGAAGCUAUUGACACAUUUACAAGAUCAUGUGCAGGGUAUAGUGUUGCAACAUUUGUGCUUGGUAUCGGUGAUAGGCACUCUGAAAAUAUCAUGGUAGCCAGAGAUGGACGGGUAUUUCACAUAGACUUUGGGCACUUCCUGAACCAUAAGAAGAAGAAGUUUGGUAUCAAUCGUGAAAGGGUGCCUUUUGUGUUAACAGAAGAUUUCAUGUGUGUAAUAGCUAGGGGAAGGGACCAACCGCAUAAAACUAAAGACUUUGAAAAAUUUCAACAGCUUUGUGUGAAGAUAUACCUUGUUUUGAGGAAGCAGGCAGAUCUGAUUAUAAACUUAUUCACCAUGAUGUUAUCAUGUGGGAUUCCUGAACUACAGUCAUUGGAUGAUAUUGGCUAUGUGAGAAAAACACUUGCUGUCGAUAAAACUGAGGAAGAAGCCAUUCUUUAUUUCACACAACAAUUGAAUUCAGCUUAUAAAGAUCAGAAGUACACAAAAAUAGACUGGUUCUUUCAUCAACUGAAUAGUAAAUAGGAAUAUUGCAGCUGUGCAACUGUGGACCAUUUAAUGUUUAGAACUGCUAUUCUAUUUGAACUGAUUCCUUUCAGAAAACAGCUUGAAAUAAAUCAGAAAACACUUUACCUUUAGCCUGCUAAUUUCUAAAAUGGACUGGUAUAUCAUUCAAUUUGGGCAGCACUACUUAUUAUUCAAAGGGGUGUUUACUGAAAAUUUAUCGACUGAAUAGCAAACAGUGCAGACCAGGAGCAGCCUGCUUGGACAUACAGGCUGAUCUUGGUCUACACUGGUCCCAAAGGCAGAAUCAAUUGCUGCCUAUAGGCUAAAGGUUAAAGCAUACUAAUACCAGUGUUUUCUGUAUGCAGUAAUGUGAUGAUUUUCAUGAAUUUAAUGUAAAACACUGAGAACGUAGAGCAAAAUAGGAUGUUGAUGUACAGUAAACCCUGUAUAAAGCAGCCAACCAAGGGAUCAACACAAACUUGAUGCUUAAAACAAAAUGAAAUUAGAACAAAAAGUUGGUUUGAGAAGUUAGCUGAUUGGUUGCUUUACUGCCUGGUAACGUAGGUUCGACUGUAUUGAUAAAAAAAAUCAUGCAGCUUCUUUCGUUUUACACUCAGAAUACAUCCGAAUGAUAUGAGCUUCAAGUUUCCAGUUUCACAUUUAAACAUCUGCUUAAUGUAUUCAGACUGCAUUGUUGUGAAAAUUCAGUAGCAAAAAUCCAGUUGAUGAAUAGAAACAGCUAUUUAUUGUUUAAUUGUUUUGAAAAUUGACCAAUCAGAACAUUGUGUUCAUGUCAAGGAAAAUAUUUAUGGGUAAUCAUGUAUGAAAUGGUGGCAGAUGUGCAAUAUUUAAGCUACAGGUCAUUUAUUAUUAUUUUGUUGUGUGGCUUUAAGACAUCACAUAAUCUAAAACUAAGUUUUUGCAUCACCAUGCUUGAUCAUUCUGUUUGUUUUGUUUGUUUGUUUUGGGUUUAACGCCGUUUUUCAACAGUAUUUCAGUCAUGUAACGGCGGGCAGUUAACCUAACCAGUGUUCCUGGAUUCUGUACCAGUACUAACCUGUUCUCCGCAAGUAACUGCCAACUUCCCCACAUGAAUCAGAGGUGGAGGACUAAUGAUUUCAGACACAAUGUCGUUUAUCAAAUAGUCACGGAGAACAUACGCCCCGCCCGAGGAUCGAACUCACGACCCCGCGAUCCGUAGACCAACGCUCUACCUACUGAGCUAAGCGGGCGGGCUUUGAUCGUUCUGUGAUGCUUACAACAUGUGCAUAUUUUCAUGUGAUGUUACAAACUUAAGUGCUGAGUAUCAGUGAAACAUACAUAUGAACCUUGAAUUUCACAAUUUGGACAUUGUUUUGCACUUUUCCCGAAAACCAAAAUUAUGAUUACGCAAACUAAAUUUGAACUGUAAUGUUAACUCCGGCAUAGCCAUAAAAUGACAAAAAUAAUGCAAAAGCAUGGUUUACUGUGCCAUCUGAUAGUUUUUAUCAAAUCAAAUGUUGUAUUUUGGGAAAUUUUAUGAAAUGCCCAUAGAAACAAGUUUACAUUUCUGUUGCAAAAGGCUACCUAAGGAUACUAACAAACUUAAGGAAAGUAAAGCAAAUCUAAACUGAGCCCAUGGGGGUAAAAGCGGUCAAUUUUGUGCACAAUUCUCAAAAAAAAAAAAAAAAGAAA
Molecule: messenger RNA, 5005 nt
Organism: Mercenaria mercenaria
Lineage: Eukaryota; Metazoa; Mollusca; Bivalvia; Venerida; Veneridae
Product: phosphatidylinositol 4,5-bisphosphate 3-kinase catalytic subunit alpha isoform-like
Exons: 20
Coding region: 197-3349 (1050 amino acids)
Biological process (GO): phosphatidylinositol-3-phosphate biosynthetic process; phosphatidylinositol-mediated signaling; cell migration
Cellular component (GO): phosphatidylinositol 3-kinase complex; cytoplasm; plasma membrane
Molecular function (GO): 1-phosphatidylinositol-4-phosphate 3-kinase activity; 1-phosphatidylinositol-3-kinase activity
Source: RefSeq, a predicted model, not a curated record